AUGCCCAUCCCGCCUAACGCCACCGCAAUGGAACCGCCUCCAGUGUUAAACAACAUCCGGGCACAAAUCCUUUCAGAAAUUCAGGAAGCUGGCUCCAGAGGCGGACCAAUUCCCAACUCCUGUUCCUCCAUUUUCAGAACUAAUAUUCCCGUAACUCACCCGUUAAAAGCCCUCGUUGACGCAUCACUCGACACCAUCCUCCAAGCAGUCUCUCCCAGAACCCUUCAGUCUUACGAGACUGCUUGGAGAUGUUUCAAAGCCUUCCACUUAUCUUAUAAGAUAUUAUUACCAGAUUUUUCUCUUAUUUCAAUCACUUCAUUUAUCUCAUUACUUCACAGUAUCAAGGGCCUCCAAGUCGGGUCCAUCAAAGGUUACCUGAGUGGCAUUCACUUCUUCCACAAACUGAUGUACGGCACCCCCUCCCUGGAGAUAAAGAAUUCCCAAACCUCCCUGCUGAUCAAAUGGGUUCAAUGAUCCCAGCCAACCCGUCCUGACACCAGACAACCCAUAACACUAGAUAUCCUCACUACAUGUAUUUACACCCUCCGCACAGGCUUUCAGUCCCUCAAUACUGCCCGCACACUAGACGCCAUGUUCAUUUUAGCUUUUUUUGGUUUUCUCAGAUGUUCCGAGCUCGCUAUCACUUCAAAAUUCGACCCAUCAAUCCACCCCACCAUCUCAGAUCUAUCAGUUCUAGAUGGCGAAACAAUCUCAUUUUUGAUCAAACAAAGCAAGACAGAUCAAACUAGGAAAGGUCAUUUCAUUUACAUUUUCAACCUCGCAUCACCAAUCCAACCAUACCAGUCCGUUUUGGCAUAUCUUCAAUGGAGAACUUCUCAGGUCAAAUCCCAUCUCGAACCCCUGUUCAUAGAUGACAAACCCGUGACACGCUUCUGGUUCCAGAGUCACCUCAAAUUAGUUCUCCAACAGUCGGGCAUCCCAGCCAAAAACUUCUCAAGCCACUCCUUCAGUAUCGGGGCAGCAACCUCCACAGCUCUCGGAAGAUGGUCCUCUGAUGCCUUUCAAACUUACAUAAGGACCAACCAGUUCCACAUUAAAAAAGCACACCAAACCCUCAUCGAUUAA
Messenger RNA from Pimephales promelas (fathead minnow), 1086 nucleotides. NCBI's taxonomy places the organism in Eukaryota, Metazoa, Chordata, Actinopteri, Cypriniformes, Leuciscidae. The record is from RefSeq and is a predicted model, not a curated record.